CAGCUUCCCGCCGGGAGGAGCGUCCGAGAGUGGGCGGCCCGCGGCAGGGGCGUGGCGAGGCUGGAGAACGCCGAAAGCUUAGGGAGGAAACGCCACUCUUCAGUCUGGCUCACAGGGGCUGGUUCAUCCCGCAGCUCCACCUAGAGAGAAGCGUCUGAGGCCGGGCGCGGUGGCUUACACCUGUCAUCACAGGACUUUGGGAGGCCGAGACAGACGGAUCACCUGAGAACGUUUGUGAACUUGAUGGAUUCAAAGAUUUUCUGAUUGGAACUUGGUUGAAAGAGGGUCUCUGUUGCCCAGGCUGGAUUGUAGUGGCACAAUCUGUGGUUUAUUGCAGCCUGGACUUCCUGGCGGCCUCCCAAAGUGCUGGGAUUACAGGAAUGAGCCACCACGCAGGCCAAGGUUCCUAGAAAGAUGCGGUUCCAGCGAUGAGGUCUCAGGCUAAUUUCGAACUCCUGGGCACUUGUGGGCUCCUCCUCAGUGCACACCUGGGCUCGUUCCUCCCCUGCGCGGAACGCGCUUUGCCGUCUUGCCUCCGCUUUCCCAGAUCGUUCACUUUCAGGGAAUACCCUCUGGCGCCCUUCUCUGGAGCACACACGCGAACGCCGCGGGACUCCAAGAAGUGGAUGUGAAUCCCGAUGGAGCGGCCCGAGGAAGGCAAGCAGCCGCCGCCGUCGCAGCCCUGGGGGCGGCUCCUGCGCCUGGGCGCCGAGGACGGCGAGCCACACGUCCUCCUGAGGAAGCCGGAGUGGACCAUCGGGCGGAGACGAGGUUGCGACCUUUCAUUCCCCAGCAAUAAACUGGUCUCUGGAGAUCACUGUAAGAUUGUAGUGGAUGAAAAAUCAGGUCAAGUGACACUGGAAGAUACCAGCACCAAUGGAACAGUGAUUAACAAGCUGAAGGUUGUUAAGAAGCAGACUUGCCCUCUACGGACUGGGGAUGUCAUCUACUUGGUGUACAGGAAGAAUGAGCCAGAACACAACGUGGCAUAUCUCUAUGAAUCUUUAAAUGAAAAGCAAGGCAUGACACAAGAAUCCUUUGAAGCUAAUAAGGAAAAUGUGUUCCAUGGGACCAAAGAUACCUCAGGUGCAGGGCGAGGGGCCGAUCCCCGGGUCCCACCGGCGUCACCCGCCGCUCAGGUGUGCUUUGAGGAACCACAGCCAUCAACAUCGACAUCAGACCUCUUCCCCACAGCCUCUGCCUCUUCCAUGGAGCCGCCUCCUGCAGGGCGAGAGCAUUCCUCCAGUUGCGGGUCUGAGGGCGUUGGCAACUUCCCUAAAGGAGGUGGUCCUUCCGUGACAAGUGAUGAAGUCUCCAGCUUUGCCUCAGCUCUCCCAGACAGAAAGGCCGUGUCAUCUUCUUCAUUGGAACCCCAGGAUCAGGAGGAUGUGGAGCCCAUGAGAAAGAAAAUGAAAGGAGCUGGGGACCUCGACCUGAACCUAGAGGUGUUGGUUGCACAGCCGUGUAGAAACACCCAAACUGUCCACGACGACGUCAGAGCUGCGGCUGGGAAGCCAGACAAGAUGGAGGAGACGCUGACAUGCAUCAUCUGCCAGGACCUGCUGCAUGACUGCGUGAGUUUGCAGCCCUGCAUGCACACGUUCUGUGCGGCUUGCUACUCUGGUUGGAUGGAGCGCUCAUCCCUGUGCCCCACCUGCCGCUGUCCCGUGGAGCGGAUCUGUAAAAACCACAUCCUCAACAACCUCGUGGAAGCGUACCUUAUCCAGCACCCAGACAAGAGUCGCAGUGAAGAAGAUGUGCAAAGUAUGGAUGCCAGGAAUAAAAUCACUCAAGACAUGCUGCAGCCCAAAGUCAGGCGGUCUUUCUCCGAUGAAGACGGGAGUUCAGAGGACCUGCUGGAGCUGUCGGACGUUGACAGUGAGUCCUCAGACAUUAGCCAGCCGUACGUCGUGUGCCGGCAGUGUCCUGAGUACAGAAGGCAGGCGGCGCAGCCUCCCCGCUGCCCAGCACCCGAGGGCGAGCCAGGGGCUCCACAGGCCCUCGGGGACACACCCUCCACAUCCGCCAGCCUCAUGACAGCAGUUCAGGAUUACGUGUGCCCUCUGCAAGGAAGCCAUGCCUUGUGCACCUGCUGCUUCCAGCCCAUGCCCGACCGGAGAGCGGAGCGCGAGCAGGACCCGAGUGUCGCCCCUCAGCAGUGUGCGGUCUGCCUGCAGCCUUUCUGUCACCUGUACUGGGGCUGCACCCGGACCGGCUGCUUCGGCUGCCUGGCCCCAUUCUGUGAGCUCAACCUGGGUGACAAGUGUCUGGACGGGGUGCUGAACAACAACAGCUACGAGUCAGACAUCUUGAAGAAUUACCUGGCAACCAGGGGUUUGACAUGGAAAAACAUGUUGACCGAGAGCCUUGUGGCUCUCCAGCGCGGAGUGUUUCUGCUGUCUGAUUACAGAGUCACUGGGAACACCGUGCUGUGUUACUGCUGUGGCCUGCGCAGCUUCCGCGAGCUGACCUAUCAGUAUCGGCAGAACAUUCCUGCUUCCGAAUUGCCAGUGGCUGUAACGUCCCGUCCUGACUGCUACUGGGGCCGUAACUGCCGCACUCAGGUGAAGGCUCACCACGCCAUGAAAUUCAAUCAUAUCUGUGAACAGACAAGGUUCAAAAACUAAGAUCCAGAGGUCCCGAGCAGCUUUCAGCACUGGAGCUGGAGAGAGCGUGUUUUUAAAAUACAGAGACAAACAUGUCAGGGCGCUUCCACGGUCCCCUGAGGGGUGCAGGGUCUCUAGCAGGUGCUCUGGGGUGACUCUUUCUUCUGUGGAGCUUUAUCCUCUGAGUGAGACCCUCCCUCACAGCCCUGGGGGCCACAACCCGUCCUCCUGGUGAGCACAGGGCAGGGCUCGUCCUUGUGUGAACGGAGACGAAGCCCUUCCCGCUGCACACAGCCAUCCUGCCGAGAGGGGCAGCGCAGGUUUGCUCUUCCUUACCUUUUCUGUCGCUACAGUUAAAGCAGAAAUCUCUUUUCAGGAAAAGUGAAAGUGUCAAGGGAGAAAGGGGAACGUUUAUCAGAACUGUUGGUUCAGGAGAAGGAGCGCAAGUUUACAGCCUACCAGAUGUGCAGAAUGUUCUGCUGCUGGGAAAACCACAGCAUUUUAUAUAUUUUUUAUUUGAAUAGGUUUGGUGCUUAUCUUCUAAUAAGAUUUAAAUAUCACAAACUGUAGCACAAAUAAUAUAAUUUAUAAUUUACAAAUUCACUAAAACUGGGUAUAGUAUGGUAUUUGAAAGAAUAAACAUAUGCUUCUGUUUAUUAAAAAAAAAAAAAAAAAAAAACUUCAAACGUCCAAAACUGUUAACUCUUGAUGUGGCCGUCAGGUUAGCAUCUCCUUGCUAAUGUGUGAGCAACCAUGGUCCCAAGCUGGGGCUGGGCACAGGUCCCAGGACACGCCGCUCCCUUGUGUGAGUGACCACAGUCCCGACCCUGAGGUCCCGGGACACGCCGCUCCCUCCUGUGAGUGACCACGGUCCCCAGCCUGAGGUCCCGGUACACGCCGCUCCCUCGUGUGAGUGACCACGGUCCCGAGCCUGAGGUCCCGCGACACGCCGCUCCCUCGUGUGAGUGACCACGGUCCCAACCCUGAGGUCCCGGGACACGCCGCUCCCUCGUGUGAGUGACCACGGUCCCGACCCUGAGGUCCCGGGACACGCCGCUCCCUCGUGUGAGUGACCACGGUCCCCAGCCUGAGGUCCCGGUACACGCCGCUCCCUCGUGUGAGUGACCACGGUCCCGACCCUGAGGUCCCGGGACACGCCGCUCCCUCGUGUGAGUGACCACGGUCCCCAGCCUGAGGUCCCGGUACACGCCGCUCCCUCGUGUGAGUGACCACGGUCCCGACCCUGAGGUCCCGGGACACGCCGCUCCCUCAUGUGAGUGACCACGGUCCCGACCCUGAGGUCCCGGGACACGCCGCUCCCUCCUGUGAGUGACCUCGGUCCCGAGCCUGGGACUGGCCGCAGGACAUGCCGCUCCCUCAUGCUUCCCGGGCGUUUCCUCUGAGACUCUGCAGAGCCUGAGGGCACCUUGGCUUCCUUCUGCGCUAAGUUUUCUGUGUCAUCUGGAAUAAUACUUGAAAUUUUGGUUUCUGGGGCAAAAAAAGAUUUUUAUCUUUUGUUGAAGUCACCUGUUACCCUUGUUUGCAAACUGAUCACUUUUUUGCUUCUUCUCAGGAAUAUAAUUUUCAACUGUCUUGCUCUUGAUAGAAACUGAGAAGCAGCACUCUGUAUUUGUGGAGGAAAGUCCUCUCUUUUGCAUUGUAAUAAAUGAGCCGCGUUUGCUCCUC
Messenger RNA from Callithrix jacchus (white-tufted-ear marmoset), 4292 nucleotides. NCBI's taxonomy places the organism in Eukaryota, Metazoa, Chordata, Mammalia, Primates, Cebidae. The record is from RefSeq and is a predicted model, not a curated record.